UGUAAUUGGUUCCUGAAUCCUCUGUCACUACCUGUUGAACCGUGUGCAUGCCAAUAAAUAUAUAAAUGGACGUUGACACUAAUUAUAAAGUGCAGGUCGAUCAAAAAUAGCAAGGAAUAAGUUGGCUGUUUUCAAGGAAAUGUUGAAAGACCAGGAGGAAAAUGCUUUCGCAGGCCCAAGCACAUCGACGGCAGGUGGGGCCAGUCGCAACGGAGUCCUGUUUGGAACGUUUGGAGACAGACAGAUGUCAUUUGAAGAGGGAGAAUGGUAUCAAUUCCAGAACACUUCUAAUAUGGCUAGUGCACUGCAGCGGUCCAUAAGCAGUAGGCAACCGUCUUUCGACGACCGCAAAUCCUGGUCCCGUCAGCAAUCCAGUAUAGACAGAGGUUGGCUAUGGGGAAGGCAGCAAGCUAUAGAUGAAGACCAUUUGAGCCCAGAUACAGGCCUGUCACACCGUAGUAGAGACUCCUCAUUCGAAGAUGUAUUCUCAGCUAGUGGGAGAUUAAGUCCCAUGAUGUAUCGCAUGCCCUCCGACCCUUUUUCUAACCUCCCCCCUCCCCCGCCCUCCCUCCUCUGUGCAGCCAUACACCAGCACUCCUCAGGGUACUACCCCCAGGAGCCAUCCCCACCCCCUCCUCCCCCACCCCCAAUCAUCCCCAUCUACUCAGUCCCCAACAACCUCCUAUCCCCUCCCCAGCAAUUCAGGCCGUCCGGCCGUCGCUUGGUCAGGCAAUACAGGACUUCGGCUUCCCCGACUUUGCCAAUACGCAUCAUCCCUCCCCCUCCCGAUUACCCUCCAGAGCCUCCCAUGAGCGAUACAUCUUCCCCGUCGUCCAGUCGAUCCCCACCCCUGCCUCCCCCACCCCCUUCCCCUCCCCCAUCACCCCCUCUCAUUGCAAGUUCUCCCCUCCCAAGACCGAGACCUAUACCCCCUCCCAGACUCUCUGUUAAUGUUGAUUAAUGAUUGUC
This is a messenger RNA of Lytechinus variegatus (green sea urchin), 969 nucleotides long. RefSeq names its product leucine-rich repeat extensin-like protein 3. The transcript is spliced from 6 exons. Lineage: Eukaryota; Metazoa; Echinodermata; Echinoidea; Temnopleuroida; Toxopneustidae. Bases 140 to 961 code for a protein of 273 amino acids. The record is from RefSeq and is a predicted model, not a curated record.